Molecule: messenger RNA, 402 nt
Organism: Arabis nemorensis
Lineage: Eukaryota; Viridiplantae; Streptophyta; Magnoliopsida; Brassicales; Brassicaceae
Source: the annotation of a GenBank genome assembly
AUGUGCAAAGCGAAUGGAGUGAAAGUAAACGACUCGUUCGUGUUGGAAUUGAUAUGGGAAGAUGCAAAUCCUAUGUUUAGGUUCCACUCUAAGAUUGAAAGCCAGGGAAAAGGAAACCGGAGAACUCGUAAGAAGAGAGCUUGUGAGACUGAUCUACAGGCAAGGACUGUGAAAAAGACUCCAAGAGUUGAAAAAGAGGGACGCACUCGGGUUUCAAACAGACAGGAAUCUUGCUCAGUCUCUGAUCAAGUGACUAACGUAAAGCAGAGCAUUGUUGAUACUCUGAACACUGUAAGGGAGUUCCGCGCAGACCUCGAGACAAGGGAACGGGAUCUGGAAGCUUCGCUAGUGGAAAUUGACGUGGGAAAGGAUUUUGGGAAUCAGCCAAAUUCUCAACAAUAA